This is a messenger RNA of Oldenlandia corymbosa var. corymbosa, 1040 nucleotides long. The record is from the annotation of a GenBank genome assembly. NCBI's taxonomy places the organism in Eukaryota, Viridiplantae, Streptophyta, Magnoliopsida, Gentianales, Rubiaceae.
CAUGAUUAAUUAUCGUGCCACAAAAUCACUUACUAGAACUUUCCAACAUUGAUGUAUUUGGUCACAAACUUUGAUUGUGUUUUUCAUUGGUUUUCAAAAAUCCUUGCAAAAAAAUCCUCGACAAUACAUACAGUUUCAAUCUAGUUUCCAAUCAAACACUAAAAGGAAGAAAAUGAUUCAGCCAUUUUUAGCACUUGUUUCUGUUGAAGUUUUCUUCACACUUACACUGUUGUUUAGGACUCCGUUAAGGAAACCAAUGGUUAUGCUGUUGGACAGAAUGAAGAGAGGUCAAGGUCCUGUGGUGGCAAAAACCGUGGCUGCCACUUUGUUCAUGAUUCUCGUCUCUAUUCUCUACAAUAUCAUGAAAGUUCAGAAGCGUUCUGCUGAAUCUGGACAUAUAAACCCACCUGAUCAGAUUCUUUUGCUCAAUCAUAUUCUUGAAGCCUGUCUUUUGGGUUUUACCUUAUUUCUUGCAAUGAUGAUCGACAGACUACACUACUACAUGAAAGAGCUUCGUACACUUAGGAAGAAACAGGAGGAAACGAAUAAAUCAAAAGAUUGAGCCAAAAUAAAUUUCCUCUCUCAGCCCUAAAAUGAUUUUCUUAUUUGUUGUAUUAAAAUUAUUCAAUAGAAUUAUUUUCGGACAGAAGUAGUAGGAAAUAAUUUCAGAGUGCUAGAAAAACUAUGGAUUAAUUAACGAGGUCUCUAGUUGGAUUAGUGUCAUGAAAUUUAUCUUUGGCUCGUGUGAUUUGAAUGAAUCAAAGCCUGGUGUCAAUCGACUUUUUUUUCGCAUUUUCGCUUGCUCCUAUCAUCAUCGUUCAGCCGAAGUUCAGUAGCAUACACAUACUUGAAGGUGGUGGGAGUGGAAAAAAAAAAAAAAAAAAACCAACAAAGGGACGAAGGGAGCACUAUUAGUUCUGCUAUAUCGUAUUCAUGCAUAUGAACUGACAGAAUUUGGUGCUUCUUCUACUUUAUGUAAUAUGAUAACAAUCAAGGAACUAAACUCCUUAUUGUAUAGCAGGAACAUUAAUAAAAUGCAC